Callorhinchus milii (elephant shark) is the source of this 897-nucleotide messenger RNA. RefSeq names its product homeobox protein vent1-like. Bases 1 to 897 code for a protein of 298 amino acids. The record is from RefSeq and is a predicted model, not a curated record. Gene Ontology annotation, biological process: cell differentiation; regulation of transcription by RNA polymerase II. The transcript is spliced from 3 exons. Gene Ontology annotation, cellular component: nucleus. Gene Ontology annotation, molecular function: DNA-binding transcription factor activity, RNA polymerase II-specific; RNA polymerase II cis-regulatory region sequence-specific DNA binding. Lineage: Eukaryota; Metazoa; Chordata; Chondrichthyes; Chimaeriformes; Callorhinchidae.
AUGGUCAAAGCCACCUUCUCUGUGUCCUGGUUGGCCCGGAGCAGCCGCGACGGAUCCACCGAAAGCAAACGUGAGCCAGAAACCAUCAGGAUGUACAUCCCAUGUGCGCCCCCGCCACGGGCUCCAAGUCUGUAUGCGAGAGACUGUGCGCAGCCCAAACCAAGAGGCUGUCACCCGGACCCGAGAGCAGCGCAGAAACAUUCCCUGUCGGCAGCAGGAGCUCAGCUGCUGAAUUCACCGGAUCACAUCGGGUCCGACCCAACCUUGACUGGUUCAUCGGGCGACUGUGCGUCCGAGGGCAGUCGUGACGACUGUUGCGGGGAUGGCAGUGAGUGCGGCGGCUCGGAUUGCUCGGGCCGGGAGGAGGCAGAGGGGACCCCCGGCUCCCAGCGCGGUGCCCCCCGCAGAGCGCGCACAGCUUUCACCGCCCAACAGAUCCACAGACUGGAGAAGAGGUUCAAACGCCAGACCUACCUGGGAGGGUCGGAGCGAGUCCGGUUGGCAGCUUCGCUCCACUUGUCCGAGACCCAGGUGAAAACGUGGUUCCAGAACCGCAGGAUGAAGCUUAAACGGCAGUUGCAGGAUCUGUCCUCGGCUUCUUAUAAUCCAGUUCUGCUGUCACGCCUGAUGCCAACUGGUGAUGCACCUCUAUGCAGUUUUGUGGGACAGUCCCUCAAUGGGCUGAGUAACUUUCAAAGUGCUGUGGUUAAUGCCAAUGCCAACCUUCGCCUACCACAGGCUGCUUAUCAGCCAUAUAGCCUGUUGCCAUUCCGUGAACAAUAUUCAUUUCUGGAUCAAGGCACUUUGAGCCACGAGUCUCACAAUUACCCGUUAUUGUUGAACACCUCUGCUGAUCACCUCUGGACUGUACAUCAGUUGAUGGCAACGCUGCGUUAA